GAAAUAACAUAACGUCGAUAAUUCAUCGAUAGUUGGCUCUCAAACGGUAAACAAUAAGCAAUAUAUAUCGCCGCUAUUUCACAAGGCACAUAGCUAAGCAAGCACAUCAAACACGGAAAUAAGCCGCGGAUUUCAACAAAUUUAACGCGCAAUAUAAUUUCUGACUGUUGCUUCUUGGCAAAAAUGGACAGGUCAGGGCAUUUAUCACAAACGCACAUGAUUGGACGAAUCUACUCAGUGUACUGCAAAGAUUUCGUAUCUUAUAACGAAAUUACGUAUUUUCCCAAGGAGUAUCUAAAUGUAUUGACUGGGCCAAAUGGAACAGGAAAGUCUACAAUUGUAUCUGCUAUCAUAUUGGGAUUAGGCGGCGAUCCCCAGUUGUUGGAUCGUUCAUCUAGCAUUGCCGAUUACAUCAAAAGCAAUAAGAGCUCUGCAAUUAUUACUGUAACAAUUAAUGGGCGCUCAAAGAACUCAAAAGAAUCUUUUAAGCGAACAAUAAACCAAAAUGGACAAUCUCAUUUUUAUGUCAAUUCCAAGGAAUUGUCCAAGACAAAGUUUCUAGACAUCGUCGCCUCAUUCAACAUACAAGUUAGUAAUUUAUGUCAGUUUCUACCUCAGGAUCGUGUUCAGGAUUUUUCCAAAAUGAAUCCUCAAGAACUUUUAGUCAAUACUAUGUCAUCUGUCUGUGACGAUGAGUUUAUAAAGAAUUUCAACGAUCUAAAGGAAAUGAAACUGAAGCUUUUAAACGCCCACGCCGACCGUGAGAAAGAUAAAGAAAAUCUUCAGAAAGAGCAAAAGCGAUUAGAGCAGUUACAAGUUACAGUUGAUCAGUAUCAAGAACGUCAGGAAAUAUUGCAAAAGAUAAAUGUUCAUAAGGCGAAAAAAUUAUGGAGUGAAAUCACUGUAGCUAAUUCAAGAAUCGACGAGCUGAAAAGUAGUUUGAAUAAAGCAAAUAAGGAAUGUCAAACUCGCAAAAAGACAUAUGAGUUGCAAAAAAGAGCACAGCAAGAAAUUACACAAAAGAGUUUUGAUCUCAGGCAGAAGAAAGAGGAACAAAUUAAACUUAUAAGUCAUGCCAAUAAUGCAAAAAAUAAGUUGGACUCUCUGUUGGAGUCUGUAAAACAUAAAGUGAAUGAAAGAAACUUUGAAUUAAAGAGACAUAUCGAGCAAGCAACUAAAAACAAAAUGGAAGCUGAUAAUCUGAAGCAAGCUGCAGAAGGUAAAAAUCAAGAAUUGCAGCAAUUUUAUAAGUACAAAUCGGAUUUAGUAAAUGAGCUCGAGGAACAUGGAAAAAUAAUAAAUCAAACUCGCGAGACGACCAUGAGGCAGUACAAUAGACGCAGAGAAAUUGAAGCCAAACUUAAUGAUGAGAAAAUUCCUGAGGUGACAGCUCUAAAGCAUAAGAUUGAGAGAUUGCAAAAUAUUAAAACACAAAAAAUUGAAGAAUUGCGCAACCAAAAUCCAAAUUUAAUCAAAGCCAUGAGUUGGGUUGCUGAAAAUAAGCACAAAUAUAAGUCCAAUAUUUACGAUCCAAUGAUAUUUGAAUUAAAUAUUAAAAGCCCUGAUGCGGCUAUGUGUUUGGAGAACCUUAUUCGACAGCGUGAUUUAUAUGCAUUCGCUUGUGAAGACAAGAAUGAUAUGUCUGAUCUGAUUAAUGAAUUAUGUGUGAAGCAGAAGUUAUCCGUUAAUAUCAUUUAUUGUGCUCCAGGAAACAGAUGCUUGUAUACCUCGACAGUACCUCUAUCUGAAAUUACAUCUAUUGGAUUCACAUCGUACCUGGUGGAUCUAGUCUCUGGACCAAUGCCUAUUAUAAACAAACUGUGUGGUACUUAUCAAAUUCACAAUAUUCCCAUUGGAACUGAAGAAGUCAGUAAUAAUACUUCAAUAAUUCCUAAGUCAAUCCGUGUAUUCUUCGGUGGUACUAAAAAGUUUUUAGUGACAGCAUCUCGGUACCGAUCAGACUUAAUAUUAACCGAGAGUACGAUUCAAAGGAAAAAUCAACUUAUUACUCUUGACUCAAAACAAUUGGCAUCGCUUCAAGAACGGUACAACAAUUCAAUAUCUGAAAGAAAUCAACUUAGAAAUAAAUUAGUAGAAGUCGAUAAUGAAUUUGAACGCUUACAAGCGACAACGAAGGAAGAAGUAGAAAAAAAACGAAAAAUUGAACAAAAAUUGAAUUAUUUCGAAAAUUUGGAAAAUGAAGUUAAAAAACUAAAUGAUAAAAUAUUAAACAUCAAUAGAUCAUUCAAUUCAUUGGAUGACGCAGAAAAAACUUUUCAAAAAAAUGUUCUGUCAGAUUUUAAGCAGUUAUUUGAAAUUGAACAAAACUUACUUAAAAUUCUUGAGACUAGUGAGAAGAGUAUAGCCCUAAAAAAAGUUUUUCAACUAAUGGAAAGCGUUCAUAUAAGGCAACAUGAAUCUCAAAUGAAUACUCUUAAUGAAAGUGAAGAAAACUAUAAGGGCGCUUGUGGAAAUGUCGAGAAAAUAACUAAAUCUCUGGAAACCCACACGGAAAGUAUUCAAUCGAAAACUGAGGAGCUGCAAAGUUUAUGUAAUGGCAAACUUCCACCAAGCAAGGAUUUUCCAUUCAAAUCUGAAUUCCGAGAUUUAUCAAAACUUCACAUUGAACAAAUCCAUGAAGCUAUUGUCGAAUUCCAGGCAAGAUUGGAGUGUAUGGCAAAUGUGAAUCCACAGGCUAUCGCAGACUUUCAACAGCGUCAGGAACAGGUGAAACUGUUAAAGCAAAUUAUCGAUCAAAAAGCCAAUCAAGAGAAAAACGUUGAUGGUCAAAUUACUGCAUUAUUCAAUAAUUGGGAGCCAAAACUUAACAAUUUAAUAGAAACCAUAAGCGCUAAGUUCAGUGAAUUUAUGGAAUCUAUGUCAUACGUAGGGGAAGUGGUCUUGUCCAGAAAUGAUAAACAUGAUUUUAAAUCAUAUGGUAUACAAAUUAUGGUUCAAUAUAGAAAGGAGGGAAAAUUACAAACUCUCGACAAAUAUAUUCAAUCCGGUGGAGAACGUGCUGUAGCUAUUGCAAUCUAUUCUAUGUCUUUACAGCACGUUACAAGUGUACCAUUCAGAUGCGUUGAUGAAAUUAAUCAAGGCAUGGACGCCACUAACGAACGUAACAUUUUUGAGUUGUUAUUAAGAGAAGCCACUAAAGAGGGAUCUGCUCAAUAUAUAUUUGUAACUCCUAAGUUGCUUCCCGAUCUAAACUACAAUGACCAUUUAUGCGUUUCCGUGGUUUAUAAUUCAGCAUCUAUGAAACCGGGUGUCAAUUUUCCACGGUGUUGAAUCUCUACUCAAUGUUUUCUAUUAUUAAAUUUAUCUAUAUAUUGGUAAGUGGUUACUAACUACCAAAUAAAACGCUGUGCGGUUGAAAUUAAAACGCAUCCGAUCCGAUGAAAAAAAUAUGUAAUUAAUCAUUAAACAUCCAUUUUUUGUAUCUUUUGAUGUUAAACAUUAAGAACAAUUUAUAGAAACACUUAUUUGAACUGAGGUCUUUACUCCCAUUAUAUUGGGACUUGGUAGGCCAGUAGAAGAUUUAUGAUAAAUGUCGUUAUCAAUAACUGCUGAUCUAAAAAAUCCCAACGAUAAUGAGGGCACACACUUGUUAAGCACUUGUUCUUUCCGAUAAUCGUUGAUCGAGAGACUAAUUAUAAUUUUUAAUAAACUACAUCUUUUAUAUGUUUGUAAGUCGUCGCUGUCGAGCGAUCAAUGAAGCGUUUCAAUUGUUCUGCUCCUAUAAGCACACACUUUGAAUUACUUAAUGAUAAUAAGAGAAUGGCGAUAUUAAAUUUUUGGUACAAGAUCAACUGAGAAGAGUAAUGUGAUAUCACAUAUCUUAUGAACAAUUUCAUUGAAAUCUAUACUUGUAAUCAAGUUCUAUCUAUAUAAAAUAUUGCACAUCAAGUACAUGUUGCUUUUUCCAAAAUUGAAAAUGUAACUUUGUUAAAUUCCACAAUGUUUUGAUUUGAUUUAUUUAUACUUUUGUAUAGAGUAUCUUUACUGCUGAAAUAAAUAUGAGUUCAAUUACUAUUGUACUGGUUUGACAACUUUAUUAUAAAUCUAUUAUGCAUACAUACGUAAUAUACAUUUGUAUUGUUAAGCAUCAUUGCCUUUAAACAACUCUUAAAUUGGCUCGCUAUUGGUCAAGAAUAUUAUGUUUAAGUUGCCAUGGACCAUAACUAUUCAAUAAGUCAUUGCACACCCUACAGAUAUAUUAAUACCCCAAAUAUGGUAUCUUAGCAUCGCUGGAAUUAAAGUCAACUUAUUGAAAAAUAUCUCUGAUUCCAAAUUAGUUCACUAUGUCUCUUUUGUUUCGUUAAGAAAACUUAGAUUCAAAAAAAAAAUAUUAAAAAAAAAAACAAAAAAAAA
Molecule: messenger RNA, 4374 nt
Organism: Drosophila albomicans
Lineage: Eukaryota; Metazoa; Arthropoda; Insecta; Diptera; Drosophilidae
Gene: SMC5
Product: structural maintenance of chromosomes protein 5
Exons: 17
Coding region: 184-3291 (1035 amino acids)
Biological process (GO): double-strand break repair via homologous recombination
Cellular component (GO): Smc5-Smc6 complex
Molecular function (GO): ATP binding; ATP hydrolysis activity
Source: RefSeq, a predicted model, not a curated record